GCGACACAAUUAAAACAACUCAUUUACUACCAUUUGGACAAUGAGUCUCCCGAGAAUGCAAACUUUCUUGCCGAACGAUUGAAUUCUAUCGACCCUCGAAACCCAGACUCUUCGCAUCUCUUGGCCCUCACAAAUUAUCGUUUGCGACACUUCAAAACAGCCUACGACUGCAGUCAGAAGAGUGGCGCAAAUGGCAGACAUCUAGGCUGCGCUUAUGUUUUGGCCUUGGCCUGUCAAGAGCUUGGGAAAUACAAUGAGGGUAUUGCAGCUUUGGAAAAGGCUAGGAGCCUUUGGCAAGGUCGUAGCCAUUGGGAGUCUUCAACCAGGCAUACUCCAGACGCUGCAGCUGUCAACACUCUGCUUGGAAAGUUGUGGCGCGGCCAUGGCGAUUCCAGAAGAGCCGGUGACUGCUACAUCGAGGCGCACAAGAGCAAUCCAUUCACGUGGGAAGUGUUCCAAGGUCUUUGUGAUAUGGGUAAGACCCAGCAUUCGCAUAUCGCAUGUGGAAAUGCUGACUUUUCAANNGGUGCCGAGAUUGAUAUCGCAAGUUCUUUUAGAAUGACCGCUGAGCUUGCCUCUUCCAUCUCGAGUGCUUCCGCAUCGAUAUUGAAUCAAGAGACCGUUAAAGAUGAACCACCGCCCAUCCCGCCGGCUUCGAAUUCGAACGCCAUUAAUAACAUCCGUACUCUCACCCCAACCAACGACCCCUUCAACCCGGUGAAGAAUGGCGGAGACAUCGUCGCACAAGCCCAGAGUAACUUUCUGCUACCGCGGAUCAAGUCAAAAGGCAUCUUUGGCAACAAUGGGACCAAGCCUACCAGUCAGCCGUCGUGGGAGACUCCAACGGCCAAUGCCAUGUCUGGAGAUGAGGAUGUUGAGAUGGGAGGCUUACAACAGGAAGCGAUCAGCGCAGAAGAUCCACCAGCUGCCCCGACACGGAGAUCAAGGACUGCACUCCAGAGACUUGGACUGGAUGCCGGAAAAGACAGUCAAAAGGCACGCGCAACAGUCAGAGGUCAGACGAAGCCUAGCUCAGAAUCAGUGGAUACCGAUGAUGCGACAAAUGCCGCGCAGAGCAGGCGUUCGCAACACAAACGAACGAUAUCCGGACACAGCGCACAAAUUAUGGAUGCCGAAACAAUAACAUCUGCUCCAAGGAGGAGCAAUCGUUUGUUCAGUCAAAUCACAGGGUCAAAAACAACAAGUCGAGUGCCUGCCGAUAGCAAUUCCUUAACAGCAGCUAAGCGCGACGAGGUGAAAAAGGCCAAGGCUACAGGAACGAAAGGCAGAGGUCCUGCUCAAGUGGGUCGUGUUGUAAGUGGCAAUCGAAAAGUUAUGCCACCAAACCUAGCGGAAGCAAAAGACACUCGUGCACCCAGUCGCAAUAGCGCAGCUCCGCCUGUCCCAUUACAAAAGCAGGCUCUCGAAUCAACGGUGGCUAUCGAGAUGGCAUCGAUAGAGUCAUUGUUGGCUACCUUCAGGUCGUUAGGAGCGGCUUACUACCUUCUCAGUCGUUACCAAAUAUCGUCUGCGUUGGCAUUCCUGGCGCAUAACCUGAGAGAUUUAGCAUUCAACUCUCCACAAACUUGGUGCGCGGUUGGAAACGCCUUCUCUCUGAGCAGAGAACAUGAGCAAGCCAUCGCAUGCUUCAAGCGUGCGACACAAGUGGAUCCGGAGUUCAGCUAUGCUUGGACACUUAUGGGUCACGAGCUUCUGACCAACGAGGAGUUUGACGCGGCGCUUGCAUCCUUCCGCAAGGGUGUCGGAAGUGAGAGGCGCGGAUUCGGAGCGUGGUAUGGUUUGGGUAAGUGUUAUGAGAGAAUGGGCAAGUGGGAGGAGGCACAGCGGCACUACCGCAUUGCAUUCAGUAUCAAUCCCAGCAACCCUGUCCUAGCGGUCUGCAUAGGAGUGCUGACCGAGGNNAUGACAGAUCAUGGAGAAGCUUCACCAUCCCAAAGCAGCUUUGACACAAUACUCGCACGCGCUGAAUUUAGCGCCGAACUCGGCACUCGCACGAUUCAAAAGGCUCGGGUGUUGAUGAGUCUGAAGCUCUAUCCGGAUGCUCUUGUGGAGCUUGAAGUACUCAAGAACUUAGCACCAGAGGAAGCCAACGUCUUCUUCUUGCUCGGAAAGUGUUUCAAGGGGCUCGGAAGACGAGCAGACAGUGUGCGCACCUUCACUACUGCACUAAAUCUUGAUGCAAAGUACAUUAAGGAGGCCAUGGAAGCUCUUGACGACUCUGAUGAAGACGACAUGGAUGAUGAC
Aureobasidium vineae is the source of this 2265-nucleotide messenger RNA. Lineage: Eukaryota; Fungi; Ascomycota; Dothideomycetes; Dothideales; Saccotheciaceae. The record is from the annotation of a GenBank genome assembly.